Drosophila gunungcola (fruit fly) is the source of this 2098-nucleotide messenger RNA. RefSeq names its product cytosol aminopeptidase. The record is from RefSeq and is a predicted model, not a curated record. Gene Ontology annotation, cellular component: cytoplasm. Bases 178 to 1827 code for a protein of 549 amino acids. Lineage: Eukaryota; Metazoa; Arthropoda; Insecta; Diptera; Drosophilidae. Gene Ontology annotation, biological process: proteolysis. The transcript has a single exon. Gene Ontology annotation, molecular function: manganese ion binding; metalloaminopeptidase activity.
GUCUAACCUUCAGCCUAAAGAAGGAACACACUUUCUUUCCAAAAUUAUUAGGCAAAACGUUCUAAAAAAAUUUGAUCUAUCUGUCUUCUCCUCACUCUCCACUCACUCAACUAAAAAGCUAAAGUGACGUGCGCAAGGGCGGACUAACCCGGAAACCAGAGUCCGUGUAACCCGAAGAUGGCCUCCGCACGCAUGAUAAACGCUUUUACCCGCAAUCGCAGCAUGUACAGAAGCUUGCAGGGCGUCUGGAAGUCUUACGAUUUGUUCGCAGAACCCCUCUUAAACCAUAAUCACAAUUUUCAAGUGAUGAGGGGAUUGGCAGGUACUGCGGAGAAAUGCGACAGCAAGACGGUGAUCAAGGGCGUGGUGGUGGGCGUGUAUUCAAAGGAGGGCGAUGGAAAGGAGGCCAAGAUGACGUCCAGCGGCGAGAAGUUCGACGACCGAACGCAGGGCAAGGUGUCGGAGCUGCUGCGCGAAACUGGCAUCAAGGGGGAUCUGGGCAAGGGUAAGGUCUUCAUGAACGUGGACGCCGAGUUCCGGGCAGUGGCUGUGGUGGGUCUGGGCCAAGAGGGCGCCGGCUUCAACGACCUCGAGAACAUUGACGAGGGCAUGGAGAAUGCCCGCGUGGCCGCCGGCGUGGGAGCUCGUGCCCUGCAGCUUCAGGGCUGCACGGAGGUCUUCGUGGACUCCAUGGAGUAUCCGGAACAGGCGGCGGAGGGCAGUGCGCUGGCCAUUUGGCGCUAUAACAGCAACAAGCGGAAGCAGGAUCGCACUCUGGUGCCCAAGCUGGAUCUCUACGAUUCGCCGGAUGUCGAUGCCUGGACGCGGGGUCUGUUCAAGGCGGAGUCACAGAACUUGGCCCGGCGACUGAGCGAUGCGCCGGCGAACCAGAUGACACCGACCAUUUUCGCCCAGUCUGCGGUGGAUGCCCUGUGCCCGUGCGGCGUUUCCGUGGAGGUGCGCUCCAUGGACUGGAUAGAGUCGAAUCACCUCAACUCGUUUCUGAUGAUCGCCAAGGGAAGCUGCGAGCCGCCGGUGGUCCUGGAGAUUAGCUAUUGCGGCACUGCGCCGGAGGACAGACCCAUACUGUUGCUGGGCAAGGGAUUGACCUACAACAGCGGCGGUCUGUGCCUGCGGCCCAAGGACUGCCUGCACAUGUAUCGGGGUUGCAUGGCCGGAGCAGCGGUUUGUGUGGCCGCCAUUCGAGCUGCGGCGGCUCUGUCGCUGCCCGUAAACAUCUCGGCCGUGCUGCCGCUCUGCGAGAACAUGCCCUCCGGCAUGGCUGUGAAGCCGGGCGAUGUGGUCACCCUGCUGAAUGGCAAGACGCUGGGCAUCGUGGAUGUCAGCAAGGCCGGAACGGUUGUGAUGGCCGAUCCCCUGCUCUUUGCCCAGACCACCUAUAAGCCGCGUCUGGUUGUGGACCUGGCCACCGUGGGCUACGGCGUGUGUGCUGGCCUUGGCGAAUCUGCUGCCGGAAUGUUCACCAACUCCAACUUCAUAGCCAAGCAGUUCGAGAAAGCAGGCGGCCUCACGGGUGACCGGAUAUGGCGUUUGCCCCUGUGGCGCUACUUCAAGCAGCUGGUGACCCCGAAUCUCACGUUCGACAUUAGCAACCGGGGGCAUGGUCCCGCCUCUAGUUGCAUUGCCGCCGCCGUGCUGCACGAGCUGGUGCCGUGCGCGGAUUGGGCCCACAUCGACAUCCGGAAUGUGGGCAUGCUGACGCGCCACAAUCCGCUGCCGUAUCUGCUCAAGGAUCGGAUGACCGGACGACCCACCCGCACCCUCGUACAGUUCCUUUACCAGAUGGCCUGUCCGGAUAGCAAGUGAUCUCCGGAUCUGGAUCGUCCGCACCUAAGUCGCUAGAUUCCACGAUUUUCGUUUCAUUUUUCUUCUGUUUUGUGUCCGAGAAUUGGUGUUAGUUCUUUUUCUUAUCCAGUCGCCAUGUCCAUGGAUUGUCUAAAUUUGUUGUUUAGAGUUACAUGUGCAGCGGGGGCAUCCGGAGGAUGAAACCCUUUUACGGAAAACGGACCUAUAAAACUUUUAUUGUUCGAAUGAGCGUAUCCAAAACUGCACAUAAUUAAACGGCUUAAAAAAACAA